Mus pahari (shrew mouse) is the source of this 639-nucleotide messenger RNA. It is a transcript of the gene Plaat5, whose product is annotated as phospholipase A and acyltransferase 5. Gene Ontology annotation, biological process: N-acylphosphatidylethanolamine metabolic process. Gene Ontology annotation, cellular component: cytoplasm. Bases 70 to 639 code for a protein of 189 amino acids. The transcript is spliced from 4 exons. The record is from RefSeq and is a predicted model, not a curated record. Gene Ontology annotation, molecular function: A2-type glycerophospholipase activity; glycerophospholipid phospholipase A1 activity. NCBI's taxonomy places the organism in Eukaryota, Metazoa, Chordata, Mammalia, Rodentia, Muridae.
CACGCGCUCCCUGGAGGCGACGCCCCACCUCUCUCACCUCCCGUUCUUGCCCCGCUGGCCCCAGCGCCCAUGAUCCCGGGGCUAGGCGGACCCUGGUCCGCGCCUCCCUGCAGGCGCGCUGUCCCCGCUGGCCCCAGCGGGAUGGGCCUGAGCCCAGCAGCCAGCGGGGAGUACAGGAUCCGCCUUUCCAGGGUCCCAUGGCCACGCCCCACGCAGAUCUCGAGGACCACAAGUACCGAGUCAAGUGACACCCAAUCUACAACUGGACAGUCAACUGUACCCCACUCAGACUCAGCGAGUUCUCAAGCGCUGUUGGUCCAGAUCUUGCCGAAGCAACUCAAGCAAGACUGCCGAUUAGAACAGGCCCGAAGCUUUUGGCAGGGAGAGAAGCCGGAAACUAAUUUGGAGCUCACACCCAGCAAGACGAGGACAGAGCUGAGUCCAACAUCAAAUUCAGAGAUUGAAGGCAUACAAAAAACCCAAGCAGCUGAGGGCAAUCCAAGACCCAGACCUGGAGACCUGAUUGAGAUUUUUCGAAUUGGCUAUGAACAUUGGGCCAUCUAUGUGGAAGAUGACUGCGUGGUCCACCUGGCUCCCCCAAGUAAGAGUGGAUGGAUAUGCUUCUGGAAUAGUGGUUAG